Molecule: messenger RNA, 761 nt
Organism: Helianthus annuus (common sunflower)
Lineage: Eukaryota; Viridiplantae; Streptophyta; Magnoliopsida; Asterales; Asteraceae
Product: transcription factor HEC2
Exons: 1
Coding region: 63-518 (151 amino acids)
Biological process (GO): regulation of DNA-templated transcription
Molecular function (GO): DNA-binding transcription factor activity; protein dimerization activity
Source: RefSeq, a predicted model, not a curated record
UCCUGCACCACUCUUCUUCAUCCUUUAAUAACACACCCUAAACCCUAAUCCAUUUUACAAAAAUGGAGACCAUGACAGUAACCAUGGAGCUAGACAACCCUCCAGACCCAUUCUCCUUCACUUUCCAACACCUCUCUUAUCCACCACUACCACCCUUCCACCCCCAACCACCACAGUUCAAAACCUCGUGUACACCGGACUCAGUGGACACGAUGAGGGAGAUGAUAUUCCGGGUUGCAGCGUUGCAGCCGGUGCAGAUCGAUCUGGAAUCAGUGAAGAAGCCACCAAAGAGAAGGAAUGUGAAGAUAUCAAAGGAUCCCCAGAGUGUGGCUGCAAGGCACCGAAGAGAGCGGAUAAGCGAGCGGAUUCGGAUACUUCAGAGACUGGUGCCUGGUGGUAUGAAGAUGGAUACGGCUUCAAUGUUGGAGGAGGCAGUUCAUUACAUGAAGUUUUUGAAAAAACAAGUGCGGACUUUGGAACAGGCUGCUGGUGGAGUGCCGGUGGUAUGGAGACAAUAAUAAAGGUCAACUUGUUAUGUUGGUUCUUAGAGGUCAAUUAGUUAUGUUGCAAAUAUAGUUAUAGUAAUUAGUAGUGGGAAACCCAUGCGUUGCAGCGGAAUCUACAAAAUAUGACGGUAACAUAAUUCAAACCUUCAAGGAAUAAAUAAGUCACAUAAAUUGUAUACAAGUAUAUAAAAACAACUUCUAGUGGUCUAUCACCAUCAUUGUCGUUGGUUCAAAACACGAUUUAAUCCAAAUUAU